This is a messenger RNA of Penicillium canariense, 975 nucleotides long. RefSeq names its product cyclin-dependent serine/threonine-protein kinase CDC28 (gene nimX). Gene Ontology annotation, molecular function: ATP binding; cyclin binding; cyclin-dependent protein serine/threonine kinase activity. The record is from RefSeq and is a predicted model, not a curated record. The coding region runs from base 1 to 975 and encodes 324 amino acids. Gene Ontology annotation, biological process: G1/S transition of mitotic cell cycle; regulation of gene expression; signal transduction. Gene Ontology annotation, cellular component: cytoplasm; cyclin-dependent protein kinase holoenzyme complex; nucleus. The transcript is spliced from 4 exons. Lineage: Eukaryota; Fungi; Ascomycota; Eurotiomycetes; Eurotiales; Aspergillaceae.
AUGGAAAACUACCAGAAGAUUGAGAAAAUCGGUGAAGGAACGUACGGUGUCGUCUACAAGGCUCGGGAACUGAAUCACCCCAACCGUAUCGUUGCUCUGAAAAAGAUCCGUCUUGAGGCCGAAGAUGAGGGUGUUCCCAGCACGGCCAUCCGCGAGAUUUCCCUCCUCAAGGAAAUGCAGGACCCCAACAUCGUCCAAUUGCUCAACAUCGUUCACGCCGACGGUCACAAGCUCUACCUUGUCUGUGAAUUCCUCGACCUCGACCUGAAGAAAUACAUGGAGGCUCUGCCGGUCAGCGAAGGCGGUCGUGGCAAGGCUCUUCCCGAUGGGACCAUGAUGGGCGCCAACCUGGGCCUGGGCGAGGCCAUGGUGAAGAAGUUUAUGGCACAGCUGGUCGAGGGCAUUCGCUAUUGUCACAGCCACCGCAUUUUGCACCGUGAUCUCAAGCCACAGAACCUGCUUAUCAACCGUGAUGGUAACCUGAAGCUGGCUGAUUUCGGUUUGGCAAGAGCUUUUGGUGUCCCGCUUCGGACUUACACUCACGAGGUCGUCACGCUGUGGUAUCGAUCCCCGGAAAUUCUGCUCGGUGGUCGCCAGUACUCCACUGGAGUCGACAUGUGGUCCGUCGGCGCCAUUUUCGCCGAGAUGUGCACACGCAAGCCACUCUUUCCCGGGGACUCUGAGAUUGACGAGAUUUUCAAGAUCUUCCGCGUCCUCGGUACCCCGGACGAAGAGGAAUGGCCAGGUGUCACCUCGUUCCCUGACUACAAGGCUACUUUUCCCAAGUGGAAGCGCCCCGAUGCCCCCAUCGUCCCCGGUCUCGAGGAAAAUGGCCUUGCGCUACUAGAGGCUCUUCUUGAAUACGAUCCGGCCCACCGGCUGUCCGCUAAGCAGGCCUGCUUGCACCCAUACUUCCAGAACGGCAGCUCCUUUUACUCGGGCCGCACUGUCGGCGCGCGCAACGGUUAUCACUAA